This is a messenger RNA of Microthlaspi erraticum, 1476 nucleotides long. The record is from the annotation of a GenBank genome assembly. Lineage: Eukaryota; Viridiplantae; Streptophyta; Magnoliopsida; Brassicales; Brassicaceae.
AUGCUCGCGUGUGAAGAUGAGAUCCGUUCGAUCGAGAAAAACAAUACGUGGACUCUUAUGGAGUUACCACAUGGUGCUAAGGCAAUUGGAUUGAAGUGGGUGUUCAAGCUCAAGAGGAACUCUGAUGGAAGCAUUAACAAACACAAAGCUAGGCUUGUUGCCAAGGGAUAUGUUCAACGUUAUGGAAUAGACUUUGAGGAAGUGUUUGCACCAGUAGCUCGGCUCGAAACAAUACGGUUUCUAAUUGGUCUUGCUGCAUCAAGAGGAUGGGAGAUACAUCAUCUUGAUGUCAAGACAGCUUUUCUCCAUGGAGAGUUAAAAGAAAUCGUCUAUGUCUCGCAGCCAGAGGGUUUUGAAGUAAAAGGGAGUGAGAACAAAGUCUAUAAGCUCCAUAAGGCACUAUACGGUCUGAGGCAGGCACCAAGGGCGUGGAACAAUAAGUUGAAUCAGAUUCUCAUGGAACUUAAGUUUGUUAAGUGCUCAAAGGAACCAUCGGUUUAUCGCAAGGCUAUUGGUGAUAGUCUCCUCCUUAUCGCCGUGUAUGUUGAUGACUUGUUCGUUACAGGAACUAACAGAAGGAUCAUUGAUGAGUUCAAAGACGAGAUGGCCACCAAGUUUGACAUGAGUGACCUCGGGAAGUUAACAUACUACCUCGGAAUGGAGGUGAAACAACACGAUGGUGGAAUAAUGCUUAACCAGAAGCGUUAUGCGUUGAAGAUCUUAGAGGAAGCUGGAAUGGAGAACAGUAAUCCUGUUCACACACCAAUGGAGUCUGGACUGAAGUUGUCCAAGGCCGGAGACGAGACAGAUAUUGACGCCACCCUGUUCAGAAAGAAUGUUGGCUGCCUACGAUAUUUACUUCACACAAGACCGACUUGUGUUACAGCGUAUCUACAAGGCACAACCACUCUGGGACUAACCUUUGAGAGAUCUACUUCAAAGGUACCAAGGUUGAUAGGUUACAGUGACAGCAGCCACAAUGUGGAUCCAGACGACGGGAAGAGCACAACGGGCCACAUAUUCUAUCUUGGUGAAAGUCCUAUCACGUGGUGUUCUCAGAAGCAAGAAACAGUUGCAUUAUCAUCGUGUGAAGCAGAGUUUAUGGCAGGUACAGAAGCGGCGAGACAAGCAAUUUGGCUCCAAGACUUGCUUGGUGAAAUCACUGGUACAACGCGUGAAAGAGUUGUUAUUCGCAUUGACAACCAGUCUGCAAUAGCUCUCACAAAGAAUCCGGUGUUUCACGGUCGAAGCAAACAUAUACACACGCGGUAUCAUUUCAUAAGGGAGUGUGUCGAGAAUGAGCAAAUUGAGGUCGAACACGUUCCCGGAGAAAAACAAAAGGCGGAUAUCCUGACCAAAGCAUUGGGAAGAAUCAAGUUCAAGGAGAUGAGAGAUCUCAUGGGAGUUCAAGAUCUAGAGAAGACAGACUUCAAGCUUAAGGGGGAAAAUGUUGAAGUAAGCUUGAAGAAAGCUUGA